AUGAUAUCCUUGUCGACUCAAUAUCCACUCGAUACAUAUUCCGUGACGACGUCAAACAAGUCUAGUAAUAUGACGACGACAACAACAACGACUACUACUACGACUAGUACUUCUACAACUCCAAUCAUCAUAAUGGAUCAUUCUCAAAGAUUUCAAUCUCACUCUUCUCAUGAUUAUAUUUAUGAAAGAAUUAAAUAUCAAUCAGUGAAUUCACAUGAUAAUAAUCAAGAAAUGAAUCAUUCAUCUACUCCACUUGUAUACAAUGGUAUUAUUGUAUUUGUACAUAAUUUUGGAUCACAUUCAGAAUUAAUUGUUGAUGAUUCUUUAGAAAAAGAUUGGAUUGAUUCUAUUUUAAUUCGUCAAUAUAAUUUUAUUGUUUAUCGAUUUGAUUUGAGAGGACAUGGACGUUCGAGUGGGAGUCGAUUUUUUAUUAAUACUACUAGUAGUAGUAGUAGUAGUAGUAGUAGUGGUAGUAGUAGUGGUAGUAGUAGUAGUACAAGUCAUAUGCACACAGAAAUUCCAUAUCUACAAGAUUUAUAUCAAGUUGUGAAUGAGAGAAUUCCAAUGCAUUGGAAAACAAUUUUGAGAAGAUUAUUGAAACAUUCUAUGAAUGAGGAUACUACUAAUUCUUCCACUACUACUACUUCUUCUGGUACUUCCACUACUUCUUCUCAACACAUUCAUUCCAUGAAUAUACCACCCAUUGUAUUCAUUGGUGAUGUAUUGGGAGGAUUACUCACAUUAAGAUUGGAACAAUUGAGACAUGCACCAUCAUUUGAUCCAUCAUCAUCAUCACAACAUCAUUUUCAUCACAUUUUAUUAUCAUGCCCACUCUUAGCCUCACCACAUCAAUUGUAUCAAGAUGAAACUAAAUUUGAGAAAUCACCAGAGAAAAUGUUAUCACCUUCCAAAGAUUUAUUAAUGAGAAUUAUGACUUAUUAUUUACCAUCCUAUCCUACUCAUUCACUUUUACCUCCCAUUGAAUACAUGACAAAAAAUAGAAAGAGAAUACAAAAGAUCAUGAAUGAUCCUUAUCGAUAUAAAGGUGCAUCUAUAUUUGCUGAGGAAGAAUUGUAUGAAUUAUUGGUCAAUCGAUUGGUGAAUCCAUUUUCAAAUACGAGUCAAAGUACUUUUGCUAAAUAUACAAUUUCUGGAAUUGCAGGAAUUGAAUUGAGACAAAUGCCAAAUAUGUGGACAGUGUCUACUGCUAAGGCUAUUCUAUCGUUAUUAGAGGAGGUCAACAAAUCAGAAUCUCUAAGAUUAUUGAAAGGAGUGAAAAAUUUACUUGUUUUGCAUGGAAAGAAUGAUGUAUUGACUCCAGUGAAUAAUUUAAAGAGAUUAAUUACUCUUUCUCAAUGUAGCAAUGGGUGCUCAAGAGAGUUGAUUGACUAUGAUCAUGCAAUGAUUGAUCUUUUGGAUGGGUCAUCUUCUUCUCAAAAAGUUGUUGCAGACAUUAACCAAUGGUUAGAGAAGCAUGUUUUAAGGGAUCAGUAA
Messenger RNA from Naegleria lovaniensis, 1494 nucleotides. RefSeq lists its product as uncharacterized. Bases 1 to 1494 code for a protein of 497 amino acids. NCBI's taxonomy places the organism in Eukaryota, Heterolobosea, Eutetramitea, Acrasida, Naegleriidae. The transcript has 2 exons. Gene Ontology annotation, cellular component: membrane. The record is from RefSeq and is a predicted model, not a curated record. Gene Ontology annotation, molecular function: lipase activity.